Mercenaria mercenaria is the source of this 8727-nucleotide messenger RNA. Its product is annotated as serine-rich adhesin for platelets-like. The record is from RefSeq and is a predicted model, not a curated record. Bases 1 to 8727 code for a protein of 2908 amino acids. The transcript has 2 exons. NCBI's taxonomy places the organism in Eukaryota, Metazoa, Mollusca, Bivalvia, Venerida, Veneridae.
AUGCGUCUAAAAGUAUAUAUUUUUGUUUAUUCCUUUCUAUACGGCUUAAAGGGAUUAACAGUUCAAUCGUCUUCAGUUCAAUAUCAUAAAUCUACAAACAGUUUAUCAGAAAACUCAAAUCCUUUGACUUCAAUCCCAGUUUUGACGAGGAGGCCAGCAACUGAUCCCUCCGAUUCUACAAAUGAGUUAACAAUAAACAAUGUUAAAAGUGAUGCCACUUCAGGGAAAGAUUUGGUAUAUACACAUAGAGGUGCUGAAUCAAUUUCUACAGCACAUUCUUUAGAUUCAAACAACGACGUAUCUGCGACUGAAGCACUGGCCGCGGAGAUCCAUGAAAAUGGAAGAGAUAUCGAAACAAGUACAAUGGAUCAGAUUGACGAUUACACACACAGUAUAAAGACUGAAAUACUGACAACAGAGGCCCUUAGAAAUGGACAUUUCAGUGAAACUAGUAAAAUAGAUGAGACUGAAGAUUCUUCGCAAGGCAAAACAUCUGAAACAGACCAGGUAACAUACCACACACCUUCGUCCGCCAAAGUGGGGUCAUUUGAGGAUUAUUCUAGCCAAAUGCCAGUUACAGGAAUCGACCCCAAUAUUUCAAAUAUCCAGAAAACUACAAUGUUAAGUGGGAUUAGUGACAGUAAUACAAAUUUAUACACAUCAAAAAAUAGGUUGACUGAAGAAGAAGGCAUGACUAUAAAAACAGAUUCUACAGAAAGACGGGAUGAAAUGACUGCAGAUUACACGAUGAUUAGUAAGAAUCCAAGUACAGACGCAGCUGUAGCAUCAUCCCCAGUAACAAAUGUUCAAGUUACAUAUGAAAUUGACGCUUCUGCCUCGCUGUCAUCCAAACAAAAUACAGACCCUACAGACGGAAUAAAACGCAGCGCAGACAUUGGUUUGACAACUACUUUAUCACUUCAAGGUGACACAGAUAAAAUCAGUGCUGGUUUUACAUCAACACAAGAUAUUGAAAAGGAUACAUUUACAACACAAAGUAACGACGCCACGCACAAGCCGGAAAAUGACGACCUUACUAUCAUAUUUACGACAGAGAUGGAUGACUUAAAAAGUCAGAAACAUAAUUCGGUUACUACUCUGGGUGUUACCACAGGAGCUGCUUCUGACAAUACAAUGAAAGACAAUAUAUUUGAAAGUGUUGAAUCUACAGACGCGUCUGGUGAUUCAGAUAUCAGUGUGUCAUUGCAGACCGAGAAUAAAGAAUUUCCAAACAGCACGAAAUCGAACAGCAAAGAUUUAAUAGCAACAAACUUUACUAAGGAUUUAGUUGAUAGUUCUUCUAAAUAUACAACGGAUUCAACCAGUAAACAUGAACUCUUUACCUUUGAUAAAACAAAUCAGUUUUCGUCAACACAUCUUGCACUGUCGGUUAGGCCGGCAGACUUUGCAACAAAUUCUCAUUCUUCAACAAUGACAACUGACGCAAUUAAACCUUCGGAUCAAACUUCCACUGAAUCACACGACGAAACAAGUUCUACGACAUACAAAACAGAACAGAAGACAAAAACGGAGGUACAGCAAACAUCAUUUUCUACAUCAACAACAAGCGAAACAGAAACAGCAAACAACUUAAGUAUCAUUAAUAAUCAUGAAAAUACAAUAUCAGCCAGUUACCCGAUCGGACCACAAAGUGAGACAACAGACAACGCUAAAUUCUCUGAAUAUACGACUGGCAAAAAGGAAACAGAAUACAUCAAGAACGCUGUACAAGAAACAACUUUUAUCCAGACAGACACAACAUCUUCAGAUAAAACUUCAUAUCCAUCUUCUUUCACCCCAAUAUAUAAGGUAAUUUCAAAACGCUCAUCUACAGUAUCUGUUCCUGCUUCUUCUAUGGAAGAUCAAACGCUUACAGGGUCAGUCGAAGGUGAAUCGUUUUCACCAGAACUUAAAUACAAAUCGACGAAAGAAUACCAAGAUAUUCUACUAAGGGACCUAUUGACUACAUCGUCUAACUUACAUCCUGAUUACGGAGACACGGAAGAAUACACAAAAGUGUCCUCAUCAGGUACAUUUGCACAAAAUACAAAACAAGCUGUUACUUUAAGAUUUAGAGAAUCGACAGUAUUUUCAUCUACAGUGUCCCAAAAUAACAACGAACUGAACUCAGAUGUAUCCAAAAGCCUUUUAACUACAGCAACGUCACUUCAUACACCGAUGAGCGAGGACAAAAUAGCCGGAAAAAUGACAAGAGACACGCCUACAAUUAUGUCAACCGUUGUAAAUAAUCUAAAAGGACAAACAACCACAGAUAGCAAUACCGUAACUUCAAAUGUUACUGAAAACAGUACACCAGAAGUCACGAUGGCAAAUAGGACAGCAAUUCAAGAAGGCAUUACUACUAGUAAUAGUAAUACAUCAAACGGAAUAGAACCUAUUGUAUCUCAGUAUAGAGGGACAUCUACAAGUGUUAUGUCAACGAUUUUGCCUAAUGAAAGACACACUUCCGACAAAUUAGAAACAGAUGCCAGUACACACAUAGCUACUGCAAAGACAGAUACACAGAAUUCCGAAAAAACUGAAAUUGUGAAAACGUCAACUAGAUCUGGAUUGCAACUACAAUCAGACGAAGAGAUUUUAGUUCAUUCAUUCACAACAGAUUCAUUGGCACACAUACGAAAUAACGAAGCGAACGCCGAUAUUUCUUUGCAGUCAAACUCUAUGACAACUACUGAUUACGACAUACAUACAACAAACAGACUUACGUUGAACACAAACCAAAAUAAUGGACGUUUAGGUGGUGCAAUUUCAUUGAGCAGCAUUACAACGCACGUGGAUUCUGAACCUAGUACUAAUACGCAAAGUUACAUAUCUCCAUUGAUGAGGUCAGACCAUUCUAGUAUGGGUGGAACAUCACAUUUCAUCAAUAAAAGAUCUUAUCAACAGUCAACUAAUCAGAAUCAGUUCACAAGUCAUGAUCAGAAAGAAUAUACCAUUUCAUCUCUUUCAUUUCUGACUAACACUAAAACAACUUCUUCAGAUUUUCAGGAGGUUAAUAACAUAGGCACAAUGGUUGUUACAACAACACAUUCUGAAAGUACAGCAAAGAGUUUGACAAACACACAUGCAAAAAGUACAGAAAAACAAUCGGAUAUAACUACAAUGUCGGUCGAAACUGCCACGACCAUAUCGAAAGAUAAAACAACUAAAACUGGCACUGAAGUCUUUAGCACUAGAAAUUCUGGAGGGAAAGAAACCGAUGCUUCAAACAUAACAGAAAGCACAUUACCAACUCAUAAUUUGCAAUCGAUCUACAAGACCGCGCCAGUCUCGGACACGAAUGGGAUGAAUACAACGCUACAAACUAAUGGCGCAUCUACAUAUAGUUUAGCAGCAAUGUUGAACACAUCAGAAAUUACAUCGCAGUCAAGCAAAAACAUGAUAUAUACUAACACAGAUAGACACUUCAUUACUGCAGGCGAAGAGCUCAGACAGACAACAAGUACAGACUCUUAUUUAGGAACUAAAGAUUCAUACACAACAGAAACAAUAAGAACAACGGCAUCAACAGACAGAACAGCUGAAGCUGCAAAUCCUACGAAUAUUACAAGUAAAAAACAAGAAGAAAUAGGUCCCGAAAAUGUUUUACAGGAAAAAUCAACAAUAGGGAAUGGUGUCCGCACGACAGAUAGAACGGAUAGAGUAGAAACAACAGAAAAUGAGGAUUCUCUAAUUAGUUUAGUCCAUGAAAAAAUUGGAACGACAGAUAUCCCGAUUAAUACGGUAACCGUAUUUUCAAAUUUACCAAAAACAGAAUCAUCAGAGGUGCUUUCGACAGUAAGCAAUGGUGGUUCAUUAGUACUAACAAACAGUUUAUCACAAGAAACAACUGGUUUUACUGAAUCAUUAAAACAUAUUGACAGUACUUGGACAGCUGCGACUACUAAAGCAAAAACUGAAACCAGUACGCCAGAUACUGUCCUUAGUACACACGCUGAUACAGAAAAAGAAGGAAUGGAGGUUCCAGCUUCUGUUUUUGAUGCACUAACAAUUUUAAACGGUGAAUAUACAACCACAUUGAAUGUACGUAAUAAUAUUACUGGAUCGACAACUAAGAAACCAGAGACAAAAGCAGAAACACAUUUACCUACAGCUACAGACAAGGAAACGGAAACUAAAUCGAACCAGUUAACAACCUCAGAUAACACAGUCUUGUAUUCGGAAAUUAUAAGUACAGACACAAUAGGGAAUACCUCGACAGAAACCUCUACAGCUGUUAAUGCGACAAAGGAAACACGUGCUUCAAAUACAGAAUGGUCUUCGAACUAUUUACGAACUACUUUGAUAAAUGAACAGACUUCUUAUGCAACUAUCAGUGAUAAACUAUCAGGGACAACAAAUGUAGCUGACAAAUUUGUAAGCUCCGGAGAAGAUGAAAUAAAUACAGUUUUAAUUACAAAUGCACCUACGAGUGAAACAGAAAGUGACUUAUCAUCUCCCAUAACAGACCAAAGUCAGGUCUCUGACGAUUUUAAGGAAUCCACAUCGAAGGCAGUCAAUAAGGAAACAACAACCGACAAAUCAAUAUAUGAACCAUGGCAAAGUUCACAGACGGCUAUACAAGACGAGACUGUUUCAUUUUCAUAUGUACAACGGGAAACAACAAAUACUUCUCCUGAUCUGAAAGACCACACCACACAUCGAUAUCAAACCAACAGUAUAAAGUAUGACCAACAAGACAUGUUGGGCUUGUCAUCAUCUCUGCCAGAUUCAGCUUCUUUGCCCACAAGUCAAAGCGACAGUCCCAAUGAUUCAUCUAUAGAGUUAAAUGAAAUCAAGACGACAGCGGCACACAGUCAAAGUAGUUCUACCUCUAUUUCUUCUGAAGAACUAUUAACCAGCAUUUCAUCGAAGCCAGAAAAAUCACAAGCAGCUGAUAUUGUUUCUACAAAAGUUAUUCUUCAUAGUACAACAAUUCCAUCUCCAGUGUCGGAUUCCUUUGUUUCUGUUCCAACCGUCUCUGCUGAAACCAACGAAUUAUCAGCUGUUUCAACAACUACACGAACUGCGGUUACGACAUCAGGAGAAGGUAAGACUAUAUCAUCAUUUAAUGAUAACAUUAGUAUUACUACCAAUGAUAAUUCCCGCGGAAUAUCUUUAUUUCAAGACGAUACAUACACGUUGUCAACCGAAUUUGAAGAAACCACCACUUUACCUAUAGGAACACAUACAGACUCAGACGAUACUAGUGUUACUAGCGCCAGAUCUACAACUUUAGACGGUUCUGAUACAUUGUCGUCUGUUCCAUUUGAAAGUAGUCCAGUUUCUGAAGAGGAUGACCAUGCUACUAAGGUGAAACGAUCAGCACCUGUCACAGACGUCAAAAAUUCUCCAUCUUCAGAGACAACUUUAACAGAAGGCACGUCUUCUGGUGUGAGCGAUAUUAUAUCAACAGUUUCCACUGCAUUUAAAUCGGAGUCGGAAAGACACUGGGUUACACAAAUGUCUUCAAGUGUGAAAGAAGAAGAGUCAUUUUACAGUCUAGAUUACAAGAGCAGUACAAUCGACAAUCAUGUUUUCACGGGUAGUUCGGAAGACACACGUAGUUUUUCUACUAAUGGUGAGGCAUUUGACAGUUCAUCUCUAGCACCGGAUACCUUCACGGUCACUAAAGGCUUUAAGUAUAGUGUGUCAACUGCUUCAUCUGAUAUUUUAUCUAUCAAUGCAGUAUAUGAAAGCACUUCAUCUCAAUCAAAAGAUACUGCUGGGACAAUAUUUACGUUUCAAGAUGGCAAAGAUAGUUCAGCUGUCAUUUUUCAUAGCACUGAUAGUUCACAAAUUACAUCGGUUACCGCACUUACCGAUUCAAAUCUCGACAGUUCUUCAAAAUCAGUUCAGGAAGAGAUAAGCAGUUCAUCUAUCACAGCAUAUACUAGUCAGAGUUCACCUUCUUUUCAAGGUUAUGAAGAUAAUAUACAUAAAACCGAUCAAACCAGAACCGAUGAUAUAUUAUCCGUGACUCCUCGAGCUUUAGAUUAUACCAGUGAUACAUCUGUCGGUCAAGCUUCAACAAACAUUCUAUCAACAGAGAAGGAUGGCACCGAUAAAAUUUCUUCAAAUCAUGAUUUAACAGAUAUAUCAACUACAUUCGGAUAUGAAACUGAAACAACCGUUGGGACUGUUGUAAUUCCUACAAAUGGCGAGAACAUUAAAUCAACUGGUAGUCAUGAUAACGGUAUAUUGACCACCGAUCAAUAUAGUGUAAGUACCAAAUUUACAAAUGAAGCUUCAAAAAGCAGUAAAUCUACAAUCUUAAAUGAAAAAGAAGGUACAUUUUCAAACCCAGAUGUAACAUACCACACUGAGCAAUAUAUUUCUGAUAUUCAAUAUAACACGAGUACUUUAUCCGAUACUUUUGACAUAACAAAAACUACAGCUUCAGUUCCAGACAAUACAGUUUUGGAUAGUAUUUACACUGGAUAUACAACACCUAGUACUAAUAAACAAAAUACCACUUUUGGAUCAAACACGCAAGACCCUGCAGUGACUCCACCGACAUUUCCAAAUGAAGCUAACACUCGGCAAACUGCUACAGAUAAUGUCCAAAUAGUCACAUAUCAAGGUACUACAAACACUGAAGUAGUCUCUGAAGAUAGGAAUACAAUCAUAUUUACUACUACAGACGGGGCAGGUGCUAUUUCAACAGUUUCAGAGAGCACCAGAACCACAUCUUCCGACGAACGAGGUACUGGUACUUUUUCGUCUGGUCCUGAUACUGUAUCUACAAGCAAAGUUGGCACAAAAAGCACAACACAAAAUUAUUUAAGUGACACAAACAGCUUCUCAAGUGAUCCAAAUGAGAAUGAAAACAAAUUUGAUACGAUUACUAAAAUUCCAUUUAGCACAGAAACGAUAUCUAAAACUGAACAUGGAAGUACUGUCAUUCCAGAAGAACUGCGCACAAGACAGUCAUAUUUAGCAAGCAAACAAAGUGUAACAACUUUCAAUCCUGGCGAUACCAGCAGUACAUACAUAACAGAAGCUACCACUGACAAUGUUUCAGGUGACGAAAGCACAAACACUGUGACAGAAGGACAUGGUAUUAAUCCUACCGUGUCAGAUAACAUCAGCACAGACCACACAGCAGAAGCUUUUCCUGACACUGUUUCAGAUAACGAAAGCACAAACAUUGUGACAGAAGAAGGACAUGACACUUAUCCUACUGUAUCAGAUAAUAUUCAUACAGCGCAAAUAUACACACAACCAACCAGUAAUACAGUUACUGUGGAAACUGAAUCUAAACAAACCUUUACAGACUAUACAAUUCUUUCAACAAUAUUUCCAAGUACCACUUCUCGUGAGGUCAAAGACAGUAAAAGUACAUUUUCGACUGAUUACAUAGAAACCAGUCCUAAAUAUGUACUCACAAAAGAUACAGUCUUCACAGUGCAAGAUGAUACUAAAUCAACAACUCGCGAUGAAAUAAGCGUUAUAUCAACUGUUCAUGGUAUGAAUAAGUCUGCAACUACGAUACACAGCAGUAGCACUGAAAAGACUCCUUAUCAUCUAAGCACAACAUCUAUGAAUUUAGACGAAAAUGCAGAUAUAUCUACAAGUUCAGAUGUCAAUAGAAAAUUCAAAACUGUUCCAGAUGGGCCAAGUACCACCCGAAAAUCCUCAUCGACAUUGGAAACAAGAAGUCUAGAAGUAACAAAGGAAACCAUUGGUCAAGAUGAAACCGAUAUCUUUACAAGUAAAGUUUCUGAUAUAACCAGUGCUUUGUAUACCAAUCAAGAAAUGGACAGUUUAACUACCACUGAUUCUAUUAAAGAAAGCCCUAGUACAUCUACUACCAUUGUUGAUUAUACGACCUUUGAAACAUCAGAUGUCAAUGACAUCCUUUCCUCUACAGAUCAAUUUGAUACCUACCAUAAAAAUAGUAAAACAAAUGACAUGAGCACAUCUGUAGCAGAAAGCGGAUAUAAACUAAGCCAAACAACUGUUCGCACGGAUAAAUCUAACACGAUAUCUACUAUGCAAACAAAAGUUUCUUUAAUGACAGUUAAAAAGAGUACAGAAUUAUCCAGUUCAGACAUCUACACCACAGCAUCAACCUCUUCACCCCUGCCUUUAGACAGCACAAUGAGUUUGUCUACAACAAACACCACCUCUGAUCCAACUGUUAUUUCCGAUAGCACAACCAGUUCUUUUUCAAAUUCUAAUACUAACACUACACCAUUUAUAAGAGAAAUCAAAAACACUAUAUAUACUGAUAUGAAAGACAUCAAAACUGCAACCACAGUUACUUACGGCAACAACAACAACACGGAUUAUACUAAUGCAGUCAAUAACAGCUAUAUCACCACAUCAAAAGGGGACUCAAACAUAUUUUCUACUUUUCCUGAUAAAGUUACUAACGGCGCAGAUUCAAUUGACGGUACUUCUUUCAGAAGCAAUUUAGAUUCCAAAGGUACAUUAUCUUCACUUUCACAUACAAUGCUCACAAAAACAACAACUCCAGGUGAAACAAACACAAAUCGUCUUGUUAUUCAUGAUGAUCAAAACACUAUAUCUACAAUGCAAGACAAUAAAGAUACGUUCUCUUCAGUAUCAGAUGGCAAUGCUAUUAUAUCCAGUAUUUCGAAAAGCUUCACCACAACAGGAGAAUACAUAACAGAAACUACAGCGUCAGAUGGCAACAAAGAAGUUAGAAAUUCAGAACGAACCACCAAUACAAAAGCUAUUCCAGACAGACACGGAAUAUGA